GCUCGGAGGCGGGGCGGGGCGGAGCUAGUGCGAGUGGGCGCUGCGGCUCUCGGCGCCGCGUCACUGUGCUCGCCGGGCCGAGGUCGUCUCGGGUGAGGUGGUCGCCCCGGAAGCGGCUGCGCCUGUGCCCCUGGCUGUUGGAAGACGCCCUCGGCGGAGUGUGGUUGUUAAGGGGCGCGGCGUCUGCCCGCUGCCUCCACCUUCCCCGCCGCAGCCAUGACGAAAGGCGGAGUCGUGGAAAGAUCGCAAACGGGGGCCCUCCACGCGACCCCCGCGGGGGACAAGGCGGCAGGGACGCGGGGCCCCUCGGCCCCGGGCGGCGGAGACCGCCUAAAGGAGAGAGCCUGUGCAGAAGCUGGGUCAGCAAGAAUGUCGCUUCUUAUACUGGUGUCCAUUUUCUUAUCUGCAGCUUUUGUUAUGUUUUUGGUAUAUAAAAAUUUUCCUCAGCUUAGUGAAGAAGAAAGAGUGAAUAUGAAGGUUCCCAGAGAUAUGGAUGAUGCCAAGGCUCUAGGAAAAGUUUUAUCCAAAUACAAGGACACCUUUUAUGUACAAGUACUUGUAGCAUAUUUUGCUACAUAUAUUUUCUUGCAAACAUUUGCUAUUCCGGGCUCUAUAUUCCUCAGCAUACUCUCAGGGUUUCUAUAUCCCUUCCCACUGGCCUUAUUUCUUGUUUGUUUGUGUUCUGGACUCGGUGCCUCCUUCUGCUAUAUGCUCUCCUAUUUAGUUGGGAGGCCAGUGGUGUACAAAUACCUAACAGAGAAAGCAGUGAAAUGGUCACAGCAGGUCGAACGUCAUAGAGAACAUCUCAUUAACUACAUCAUAUUUUUGAGAAUAACACCGUUUCUGCCUAAUUGGUUCAUUAAUAUUACGUCUCCUGUGAUAAACGUGCCGCUGAAAGUUUUUUUUAUUGGCACUUUUCUAGGAGUUGCACCUCCCUCCUUUGUUGCGAUUAAGGCGGGAACAACACUGUACCAGCUCACAACUGCGGGGGAGGCAGUUUCCUGGAACUCGGUGUUUGUUCUCAUGGUCUUGGCUCUGCUUUCUAUUCUGCCAGCCAUCUUCCAAAAAAAGCUGAAGCAGAAAUUUGAGUGAAUAAUCAUCUGGUUUUUAGUUUUCCUGUCGUCGUCAUCUCAGAAUUGGCAGGUUUCUGUGUUAAAAUCACUUCUCUAGUCAUUGAAACAAAGAGUUUGUAAAGUAAAAUUUCUUAUCACAUGGUUAACAUGAUGCAUUUAAGUGGCAAAGGAGAGAAGAAGGUAAAGGUGGGUUGGCAUACCCUGCAGAGAGCCAUCAGCAGUCACGGCCGUCUCCUGAGUUCCUUUGCCAGGGGCGGCUGUGGAGGAGAAGCGUAGCGGCACGUGGCAGGACGUUCUUGGCCCAACCGAUUAACUCCACUUAAAAUGUUCUGUGGACUGGCCGUACGUGCUUGCCCUUGACCUGAUCAUUUAACAUGUUUCUAUUCUGUACUAAUAGCUGAAGUAGGAAACGCAAAUAGAAAGCGAAGACACCGCGUUACUGUUCUGUCGUUAGGCGACUUUGAGAGCGAGAGCUGAAGAGCCAAAGCUCAAGAGCUGCACCUUUCUUCCCCUUUACCUUUGAGGUGAUGGAUUUGUUUGGCAGCUGCAUCUUAGUGGACUGCUGAAUUUGCAAAAAUGUCGAGUUAUAUCCAUUGAGUGAAUUUUUAUCUUCUGUUCUGGAUUAUCAUGGAUUAGUCUGAAAUUUAAAAUUCUGACCAGUCUAUUUUCAUCUUUUUUUCUAGCUUUCACAGUGUCCCCACUGUGCACAUACAAACUGGUAAUUACAUGGUGAUUGUAUCGUAUUGGUGUUGGUCGUUUAUAUUCAGAUGAUACUUUGUUAGGCAGCCCCUCUGUGAUCUCAAAGGGGAUCCAAAGAGCAGACUGCGCGUUCACAGUUUGUAGGGUUAGAUUAAUUAUAUUACUUUACAUUUCGAAACAAGCAGUGGCAGUACAGCACUUAAGAGGUUGAAUAUAGUUUAUUUGUUCCAAUGACUGUAAAAUUUACCUCAUUUAUUUAUUAGGCUGUUGUUAAAAUAUGUAUUAUGUAAUUAUCCUUUUUAUGCAUGAUACAUAAGAAUGCCUUGUUUUAUUUCUGUUAAUGGCUUUUUUGUUUGGGGCUGCUUUUGAUGAAUGCAGUUUCCCAAUUUAGUGUUUUUACUUUUUAUAUCUCAAAAAAAAAUUCUCAUAUGGUAACUAACAUAUUUAAACAGUCCUGGAAAAACUAAACAGCUGUUUGCUGCUUGCUGAAUGGUACCCUCAAUUCCUGGGUUCUAGGACGAAAAGUACUCUGUCCCUUUAACUCUCACCCAGGACUGUCGUGUGGAAAAGUGCUUUAGCUGCGGGAGAAAUCCUUGUGUGUUUUUACUGUGGGAGCUAUGCUCAUCCGCAAAGCCUGUUUCUACUGCAUAAUGUGGACUGAUUAUUUUUUCUAUCACAGUAUUAACAAAUGGAUUUAUUGUAAAUACAAAGAAAAUAUAUUAAUAUACUAUUCUUAUGUCA
This is a messenger RNA of Phacochoerus africanus (Common warthog), 2513 nucleotides long. RefSeq names its product transmembrane protein 41B (gene TMEM41B). The record is from RefSeq and is a predicted model, not a curated record. Gene Ontology annotation, cellular component: endoplasmic reticulum membrane. Lineage: Eukaryota; Metazoa; Chordata; Mammalia; Artiodactyla; Suidae. Bases 217 to 1092 code for a protein of 291 amino acids. The transcript has 7 exons.